AUGGCAACGACGGCGAAUAACUGGAAGACACCUGACACAUCGGUCUCGGGGCAUUACAAUUGCGAUCAUACGAUGAAGUCCAGGAGCCAGAGGAUCCCGAGAAUGAUUCUACGUGGAGUUCGACUUCAAGGAGUAGUUAGGAGGUCCCAGGCAAGAGGCCUUGCCUUUUCGAUUGUUGCUACUUUUCUGCUAGCAUUCUUAAGCGUGGAGAUCCGGCGACACGUGGACGAUGCGGCCGUGUGUGUGGAGCAUGGAUGCAGUGGCCCGGAGGCGGACGUGCGCCUGGAGCGCGGAGGCGGCGGUCCGGCGGAGCGUGGAGAGGCGCAGGUGGGCACUUACUUCCUCCGCAACUACUACAAUCUGUUGCAGCAGAACCCCGAUGUCGUCCACCAGUUCUACAGCGAAGCAAGCACCAUGGUCCGGGUCGACGACCUCAACGGGACCAGCACCACUGCUAACUCAAUGAUGGUUGCUAUCUCUCACAAUAUAUAUAUUACUUUUAUAUGUGUCAACUUUAAGGAUAUACACUCCCUUAUCAUGUCCCUCAAUUUCACCCAAAUUGAGAUAAAAACUGCGAACUUUGCCAACUCAUGGGGAGAUGGGGUGCUAGUGAUGGUCUCUGGUCUUGUACAGACCAAAGAGUACAGCAACCAAAGGAAAUUUAUCCAGAUGUUUUUCCUUGCGCCUCAGGAGAAAGGUUACUUUGUGCUCAAUGAUUAUUUCCACUUUGUUGACCAAGAACAAGUGCAACCUGCACAGGUGAGAGCUCAGGAAGCCUUUGAGACCAACAUGGCAUCCAACACAGUCCAAACAAGUGCGGAGUACAUUCAUGAAGAAAGUCAAACAAUGCAAGCUGUUCCAGUAACAUCUGAAGAAAAUGAUGCUGUUGACAGUUACACUUACUCUGAGCCACCACAGCAAGUAGUUUCUCAGUCGGACAACUGGGGAGAUGAAUCUCUUCAAGAAGAACCACUUUCUUCCUUCUCGAAUGGAAUGGCGAUGGCACCAGAGGAGCCAGCACACCCUCCACCUGUGCAGCCUCAUGUUGAGGAACCUGUUGGGGAGCCCGUAAAGAAGACAUAUGCUUCUAUUCUAAGAACUGCAAAAGCCCCGCCUCCGUUCCCUAUUGCUCAAUCAGUGCCUGUGAGUAAACCUCACCCUACAACAGAAGCAAACCAGGCAACUCUAGUGACUUCAUCGGUGGCAGCAGAUAAGCCAAAAUCUGACUUCUACACAGAAGGCCAUGACGAAGAAGAGAGCAAAUCUGUUUAUGUUGGGAAUGUGCCACAAAAUGUAACUGAGGCUGAUCUUGAGAAUGAGUUCAAGAAGUUUGGCCAGCUCAUCCCUGAUGGUGUUGCUAUCAGAAGCCGAAAGGAGACUGGUGGCUACUAUGCUUUUGUGGAAUUCGAGGAACUGAGUGGCGUUCACAAUGCAUUGAGGGCUUCACCACUUGAAAUAAAUGGGCGGCAGAUAUAUGUCGAGGAGCGGAAGCCUAACAGUGGAAUAAGGGGAGGAAGAAGGGGGGGAGGCAGAGGUCGCUUUGGCGGCAGUGGCAGAGGAUAUGCGAGAGGUGAUGAGUACAGCGGUAGCCGUGGAAAGUCGAAUGGUUAUCAGCGUGUCCCUCACCACGAGAGGGGCAUUUUGGGGGCAAGGAACUGA
Messenger RNA from Triticum turgidum subsp. durum (durum wheat), 1659 nucleotides. Lineage: Eukaryota; Viridiplantae; Streptophyta; Magnoliopsida; Poales; Poaceae. The record is from the annotation of a GenBank genome assembly.